Molecule: messenger RNA, 5337 nt
Organism: Closterium sp. Naga37s-1
Lineage: Eukaryota; Viridiplantae; Streptophyta; Zygnematophyceae; Desmidiales; Closteriaceae
Source: the annotation of a GenBank genome assembly
AUGGCUGCAGGUGUGAGCCAUCGAUUGGUGGUCGAGGAGCAGGGUGCGGCGGGUAGAGGCGUCGACGCAGGGGCAGGGAGAGGAGAGGAUGACGAAGGGGGAAGAGGAGCGGAAGGAAGAGGAGGUGAGGGAGAGGGAAGAAAGGACGGAAGCAGAGGAGAGGAGAGGGGAGGCGGAAAGGAAGGAGGAGGAGAGGGAGGGAGAAGAGAGGGAGGUGGAGAGGACGGAGGAGGAAGGGGCGGAGGUAAAAAAGUGGGAGGUUUGGAAAAUGUGUUGGAUGGAGGUAAGGAGGACGCAGAGAGGGGCAGAGAGGGAGACCGGAAUGAUAGUGCUGGUGGCGGCGGCGGGGAUGCUGGGGUUGGCGGGGAUAGCGGGGAUGGUAGCGGACAGGCUGGCGACGGAGGAGGCACAGAAGGGACUGUGACGGAGGGGAAGUGGAGGCACCCAUUCCUGGGCUCCAAGAACAGGCCCACGAGCUUCUCGCUGCCUCCCCAGGGCGCGCGGCCGCCUAUGGACGUGCGCGUGAAGUACGAGAUCGCCGUGCUGCGCUGCCUGCGCGCGCACGUGAGCGCCACUGUGAUCUCCGCCGUGGUGCUCGCCAAGUACGGCGUGGACGUGUCCCCCCGCAAGGUGCAGAAGAUCGCGGGCGAGCAGCGCAAGUGGAUCAAGGCGGGCGCGAGUCCCGCGGGCAGCAUGGAGGUGGUGCGACUGGAGGACGAGGUGGCCGCGUGGGUGCUAAGGGAGGAGCAGGAGAAGAAGCGGGAGGCCACCGUGGAGCGCAUUCUAGCGCGCGCCCAUGCCCUCGCGCCUAAGUACCUGACGGCGGGGAAAGCCCCUCUGACGCAGAAAUGGGUGUCGGCUUUUAUGAGGCGGUAUGGGCUGCUGCUGCUGCCGCUUACUGAGAGGGCUGCGGGUGCGACGGGAGGGGCAGGGGAGGAGAGUGAGAGCGAGGGUGAGGAGUGUGGGGAUGAGGACGAGAGGCAAGGCGGGAUGGGGAAGGGAGAUGGCAAGGGUGUGGGAGGGAAGGGCGGGAAUGGAGUUGUGGGGCGGGGAGGGCAUAUGGGUGCAACGCAGGGGGUGGUGGUGAAAGUAGAGGCGGACGAGGAUGGGGAAGCGGAGGGUGUGCGGGAUGCUUGGGGUGACGGUUUGGGCAAAAAGAACGUAAUUUGUGCGGGGGUUGACAAACGGCAUUCGCAGCGGGACAGGGAAGGUGAGAGGAAUCUGCAGGGUGGUGAUGGCAAUGGUGAUGGCAAUGGUGAUGGCAAUGGUGAUGGCAAUGGUGAUGGCAAUGGUGAUGGCAAUGGUGAUGGCAAUGGUGGUGGUGGUGGUGGUGGUUACGGCGCUAAUGGUGUCCAGGAUACAGGGAAUGGGCAGAAGGGAAGUGGUUGGAGUAGGACUGCUGUCUACAAGGCGCAAGCAAACGUUUGGGACAUAAAUUGGGCGCGAAAGACAUGGGUGACUGGGUGGGAGAACGGGGAGUACGAGGGCAGUGAGGAGAGUGAGAGUGACAGCUCAAGCCAAGAGAAAGAUGAGAGUGAGGAGGGGAGUGAGGAAGAGAGCGGGCAGGAGAGUGACGAAGGAGCGAAGUGUAAUAAAGGAGGGAAGGCGGGAGUGAGGGGGGGAGGGGAGGCAGUGGUGGAGGUGGAGGUGGGCGACGGGCACUUUGACGCGGUGCUGGGUGCUGCAGAGCGUGCAGCGAGGGAGACGGUGAGGGAGUUGCGGCGAGACGUGGUGGAGGAAGCAGUGCUGGAGUCGGAGGUGCUGGUGAAGGGGCCCGUGGGGCGCGGCAGCCUCGCAUGGGAGAAGCACUUGGAGAUCAUGCGCAUGGGCAGGCGGCGGGGCGCUCCGAGUGGGGACGCCAAGAGGGAGGGCGAGCAGGGGCGUGAGGAGCACGGGGGGGAGAAGCGGGAGGGUGUGGGCGAUGCGCAAGAUGGGGGGGGUGGGGCGGGUGAGGAUGGUGAUGAGGGACUGGGUGUGUCGGGGCGGCGUUAUUCCCGUCGUGUGACAUGCCUGGGCACCAACUACCACAGCAAGCUGCCGACUCAACCCCUCUUCAUCCACGCCUCCGCCUGCUCCUUGCUCCUGCCGCCCCCGGAUGUUAGGCAGGCAGCAGGGCAAAGGGAAUGUGCGAGGGGGCAGCAGGGCCAUGCAGCGAGGCAGCAGGGCGUGGGCGAGGACGAUACAGAUGAGCUCAUCUGCCUGUGGCGGCCCCCACGCAGCAAGUGCAGCAAGGGGGCAGGGGAAGGGCCUGUAGUACUGGAGGGGAUCACGCUCAGCCGCGUCCGCGCGCUCUGCCUCGUUGUGCAGGCUCGGCCGGGCCUGCGGCAGAAAACACUCCUGCAAGCGGUGAAGCUGGCGUGGAACAUGCAGCUGAGUCUCAAAGUCCUCUUUGCCAUCCUGUGCCAGCGCCGCCGGUGGCUGCAGCUGCCAGCGGGGCUGAGUGUGGGGAUGCUGAAGAGGCCGCGUAUCAGGGCGGUGCGGCUGCUGGAGGUGGCACUGGCGCGGUGGGUGGAGGACAUUGGGGCGGCCAUCAAGAUCUACUGGGAGCACCUCUCCUCGCCUCUUCGCCCCGCCUCUGCUGCUGCGCUGCCUGCUGGGCGCAGGGGGGGAAACGCGAGGGUGCAGUAUGUGUUGCGGAAAGAGGUGAUUAUCGAGGUGGCGAGGCGGAUCGGGCCGCUGGUGGGAGUGUUUCCGGGGUUUCAGUUCUCGUACAACUGGUGCUCCACGUUCGUGCGUGAGGUGGCUGCGUGCAGGGAGAUGCUGCGACAGCGCGCGUUGCAGGGCGAGGGCGAGUCAGCAGUGACGGGAAAAGAGGUGCUUGGGAAUCUGCAACCUGCAGACGUAAAAGGAGAGGCAAAGGGGGUGGAUGCUGGGGAGAUUGUGGGGAGGAAGGCUGAUGAAGGGAUUGGGGUGGAGAAGAAGCGAGUGGGAGGGAUGGGGGAUGGGAACGGGGAGAAGAAGAAGGAGAAGAAGAAGGAGGAGACGGAGACGGAGAAGGAGAAGGAGAAGGAGAAGGAGAAGGAGAGGGAGAGGGAGAAGGAGAAGGAGAAGGAGAAGGAGAAGGAGAAGGAGAAGGAGAAGGAGAAGGAGAAGGAGAAGGAGAAGGAGAAGGAGAAGGUGAAGGAGAAGGAGAAGGAGAAGAGGGAGGGGGUGUUGGCGAAGUGGAUCAAGAGGCGCCUGGAAAGGCAGCAGUGGCAGCAGGCGGUGCAGAGAGAGUGCGCACGGGAAGAGGGGAGAAAGCUCCCCGCAUGGCGCCCUGUGAGCGUCUCUGCCGCCUCCAUCCAGCGCUUUGCCCAUCGCCUCCACCUACAGUGCAGCACGGCUGCCUGUGCACCAUCCUCACCUCCCUCCACCGCGCCCUUGCCUGCCCAAUCCCCUUCCUCCCGCACGUCAUCGUUGUUGACCCUGGAGUGGAUGCUUGCCUUGUUGCAGCGCUGGGGCAUCUCCUCCACCUGCAUCUCAGGCCUCUAUCAACUGCCCUCUGCUGCCACGCGCUUUACCACCACUGCUGCUGCUGCUCCUGGUGCAGCAGCCAGUGCAGAGGCUGCUGCUGGUGCUUUUGUUGGUGCUGCUCCCUGCAAUGCAGCUGCUGGCAACACAUCAUCAACGGGGCUGGCCCAACCAGCAGCACAGCAGCAGCACCAGCAGGGGCCACGCAUGAAGCGAACGAAGAUUAGGCGAACAGCACAGGCAGAGGUGGUGUGGGCACUGGAGGCAGCAGCGCAUGGAAAGCAACUCUCAACAGCACGGCAGAGGGACAGCGGAGACGCAGAGCAGGGGCAGCAGAGAGCGCAGGCAGCAGUGGCAGCGGAGUGGGCAGAGUCGGCAGUGGAGGCGGGGAUAGACCUGCAGGAGUGGGCGGAUGGGCGCGACGUGAGGGCGCUGCUGCGCGCCCUGGACGGGGACCGGUGGCGCGUGCGCAUGCGCGUGCGGCAAGGCCACAAGUGGUGCAAGUGGCUCCACUCUCACCCGCAGCGGAGGGGCUGGGGCACGGGGCAGGGGGGAGUCGGACGGGCGGGUGCGGAGGGAGAGGAGGGUGGGGUGGCAGGGAGUGUUGCUGGAGGGGGAGAGGGGGCUGGGGGGGGUGAGACGGUUGGUAGAAGGGAUGGUGGAGUGUGGAGGAAUUUUUUGUUCAACAUGCCGUAUUACUGCGACCCAUUGGAGGACCGGCCUGGGAAAGGGGGGAGGCGCGGAUGGAAGGAGGAGGAUGAGGAGUGGAGGAGGAGGGUCAGGGCAGGCGAAGUGGAUGCGGGAAGGGAGAUUGGAAAAGAGGAAGGUGGGUUUCGUGCGGGUGGGAAAGGAGGGAGGGGGCAGGGUCAGGCGAGAACUCGGCAGGGAGGAGGCAAAAGAGGAGGAGAGCAAGGAGGAGCAAGGGGAGGAAAGGGAGUGGGGAGAGGAGCGGCAAACUCGGUGGAGGGGGCCAAGUGGGAUGGCUUGUGGUCGUCCGGUGACGAGGGAGGUGGUGGAGGAGAGGAUGAGGAGGAAAUUGGUAUUGGUGGCGAAGAAGAUAGUGACAGCGGUGAUGAUAGUGGCGACAGUGGUGACUCUGGCGCACUGCCUUCACUCCAAAUGCCAGAGCCGCAGCAACAGCAGCAACAUCAACAACAGCAGCAGCAGCAGGGGCGCUCUGGCUGUGAGGAAGCGGUGCGUGCAGGAGCCAUGUGUGGGUAUGAGGCAGGUCCCAAUGGCCCACAACAGCGUGGAUCGUCCACCACUCCUCGCCCACCUGCCGCCAGCCUGCAUCCGUUGCUGCCGCGCCCACUCAGCGCCCCAUUGCAACCUGGUGCACGAGUUGCUGCAGGGCAUCCUGCUGCCCCCAUCAUGCCUGCCUGGCCACAGCAUGGGUAUGCAUCACAGCCUCUAUUUUCUCUCCCUGCUGUUGCUGCCUGUGCUCCUGCGAGCGAGGAUAGGAUGGGUACUACUCAAUCCACGGCCUUAGCAGGGGAUACUGGUUUUGCAAUGAGGAAGGCAAAAAGGAGGAGAGGGGAAGGCCGCGAUGUAGAGAUUGAGGUGUCGGGAAGAAAGGAGGGACUGGUGGGGCAGAAAAGGAGGGCGCGCGAGGUGGGAGCAUCAGGGAAACGCGCUGCACGGAGUUCAGCGUUUCAGAAUGCUUGGAAAAUGCUCAUGGAUGGAGGGAACGCGCAAGGAGAGGGUAGGGGCCGUGGUGAUGCUGCUGGUGAGGGCGUUGAGGCGGAAGUGGAAGGAGGGGGAGUGAAAGAGAGGGGUGAGGAAGGCGAGGAAGAAGAGGAGGGUGGUGAUGAUAAAGGGGGGAACAGGAGGCAGGGGAAGCGCCAGAAGAGAAAGGUCACAUGGGGUGGUGUAGCUGAUGUGGGGUGA